GAAACUGUCCGUGUUAACUUCAGCAUCAACCUCUCCAAAGGAUAAAACCUGUUGGAUAUCUCACUGUUUUUUCUUCUUUCUUUUCUUGUGUUGCUACUCUGGCUUUACUUUCCAUUAAAAUUUUGACCACAAAUCAGGUGAAGAUGAUGGAGCUUCAAACGGAGAGGAGGUUCCACAACUUGAGCCCUGAGCAAAUCCAAGCCCUGGACAAGGUUUUGACUGAGGUAAUCCCCAUCCAUGGGAGAGGAAAUUUUCCCACGCUGCAGGUGAGAGCGAAAGACAUCAUACGUGUGGUGAAGGAUCGGCUGGUCGAAAGAGACAUCCAAGUGAAAGAUAUACGGCUUAAUGGCGCGACUGCCAGCCAUGUCCUGGUGAGGGAUAAUGGCCUGGGCUAUAAAGACUUAGACAUUAUUUUCGGAGUGGAGCUGCCGAGGCAGGAGGACCUCCAGGUGAUAAAGGAGGUGGUGCUGGGCAGCCUACGAGACCUCCUCCCCUGUGGAGUUAACAGACGUAAAAUCACCUGCCUGACAAUGAAGGAAGCCUAUGUGCAAAAGAUGGUGAAAGUUUUCAAUGAGCACGACAGAUGGAGCCUUAUCUCACUUUCUAACAACAGAGCUAAAACAGUCGGACUCAGAUUUGUCAGCUCCCUUCGAAGACAGUUCGAGUUCAGCGUGGACUCCUUCCAGAUAAUACUAGACCGUAUGCUGGAGUCUUACUGGGAGACUGGAAACCCUUUCAGCUCCCACAUGCACUCAUGGGCCGGGGCCGUAGGUGGUCCCACCAUCACUGUCGAAGCAGAGUGCAUGUAUGGAGACUUCGAUCAGGCGAUGGACCACCUCCGCAACCGCCUUAUCGCCACCCACAACCCAGAGGAGAUCCGAGGAGGUGGACUGCUAAAAUACAGCGACCUUCUCGUGAGGAACUUCAGACCAGCCAGCGAGACAGAGAUCAAGUCCUUGGAGCGAUACAUGUGCUCCCGCUUCUUCAUCGACUUCCCUGACGUGAGCGAGCAGCAGCGGAAGAUCGAGGCCUACCUGCAGUGCCAUUUCAUUGGCAACGAGGAGACAAGCAAGUACGACUACCUGAUGACCCUGCGGCGGGUGAUAGAUGAGAGCACAGUGUGUUUGAUGGGACAUGAACGGAGACAAACACUAAAUAUGAUCACUGUCCUUGCUCUGAGGGUGCUGGGCGAGCAGAACGCCAUCCCCAACACGGCCAAUGUCACCUGUUUCUAUCAGCCCGCUCCGUACAUGACAGAGCCAAUUUACAACAGCUACUUCAUCACCCAGGCCCAGCCCCCACUCGUCUACCACCCUUACCCGCUACACGUCCACAUGCAGACUGGCCUGGUGUAGCUACAGUGACCCGC
Molecule: messenger RNA, 1369 nt
Organism: Plectropomus leopardus (leopard coralgrouper)
Lineage: Eukaryota; Metazoa; Chordata; Actinopteri; Perciformes; Serranidae
Source: RefSeq, a predicted model, not a curated record